Messenger RNA from Neohortaea acidophila, 901 nucleotides. RefSeq lists its product as uncharacterized. NCBI's taxonomy places the organism in Eukaryota, Fungi, Ascomycota, Dothideomycetes, Mycosphaerellales, Teratosphaeriaceae. The record is from RefSeq and is a predicted model, not a curated record. Bases 315 to 782 code for a protein of 155 amino acids. The transcript has a single exon.
CAACUUUCCGAACCCUUCCCACUCCCAUCUUUGCGCCGCGCAAUCGCUCUUCGCAGGUCCAGACGUGCAAUCUGCACCAGUCCGUCCACUCCCCUCGCUGCUCAAUUCCACAGCUGCAGUGCCAUUUCUGCAAUCUCCACGCCGUACCAAACGCAAUUGAUCGCGGGUGAAUCGGACAAUUCCCCGAGCCUCCUUAUCAACGCCCUUCCAACUUGCGCGACCAGACCUCAACGGCCUAUCGUCACUCUCCCGCAUCGCUUGAACACGUCGCAGGCGGCGCAUUCGCAUCACCAUCACCCACCCAUCCAUCAAUCAUGGCAACAACAACACCCACCGCCCUCUCCACCUCCCUCCCAACACCCCCCAACUUCGCCUUCGCCCACGCGCCAGCACUCGAACUCCGCCAACCCGCCGCAGCGCACGACGACCCCGCCACCCUCACAAACACCGUCUUCUCCCACACCGGCAUCGCCAGCUUCAGCAAUCCCCUCACCUACACCUCCGCCGGCACGCCCACGCUGACGACCAGCACGAGCGUCGCCAUCAGCUCCGCGACAACGCUCAGCUCCUCCCUCACAGACGUCACAACCGUGUCGCAUUCCUCCGAGCAGCAUAGCAGCAGUUCUGCGUCGUCAGCGGGCACCGCGAGCGCGACGGCCGCGUCGACAUCGGCGACUACGACGGCGGGCUCGAGCAAUGCCGCGCUAGCGCCGAGUAUUGGUGCGGGCAAGGCGGUGGCGCUCGUGUGUGCUCUGGCGGGACUGGUUGCGUGUGGAUUUUAGAUUCCCCCCUUGUUUGCUUACUUGAUGUUUGACUCGGGCCAUAGACUUGAAAGGCGUACUAGCGAUGCUUCGAGCAGAUGAUUGUGGAAAGAGACAUGCUCCAGGACGGGCAAUGUUAG